AAGACAUGCCUGUCAAUGUGUCAUCUCCCUGAGCCUCGGCGCCAGGGCCUAUGCCAUGCCCAGCUUCACGCGCGUCCAGCACCACACUUCUACGCCUUCCGGCGCAUCCCGUCAGUUCCACAGUUACCGUUACCUGCAUAUUAUCCAGAACAGAAGGUUUUUUACCCGAGCGACCAGACGACGGAGCCAGGAAGAGGAACCAUCACGCAUACUCCUACAUAUUAUCCACUCCAUCACACUUCCUCUGACAGAAAGCUGCUGACCCUUCUUCCAUCGUCUCCAACAUUCAUUCAAGAACCUGCCCUCUUUGCCAUCCAUAGUGUUCCAAACCAACAAACGAGGCGCGCACCGGGAUCGAUCGAUCUCCUGAAAUGGGCGAGGAGAAGGAGGCAGACUCGCCGCAGCCACCGCCGUCCAAGCUUCCCCGCCUCUCCCGCGGCGACUCCAAUGCCGGGGCGGUGACCAUGGCGGCCUCGUCGCCGCUGGUUCUUGGGCUGGGCCUGGGGCUCGGCGGCGGCGAGCGUCAGCAAGACGUGGCUGCGCAGGCGGCGGAUUCGAAGUCGGUGCUGACGUUCAUGCAGCAGCAGGAGCUGGAGCACCAGGUGCUCAUCUACCGCUACUUCGCGGCGGGCGCGCCCGUGCCGGUGCACCUCGUGCUCCCCAUCUGGAAGAGCGUCGCCGCCUCCUCCUUCGGCCCCAACCGCUUCCCCUCCCUGAUCGGGCUGGGGAGCCUGUGCUUCGACUACCGGAGCAGCAUGGAGCCGGAGCCCGGGCGGUGCCGGCGCACGGACGGCAAGAAGUGGCGGUGCUCCCGCGACGUGGUGCAGGGGCACAAGUACUGCGAGCGCCACGUCCACCGCGGCCGCGGCCGUUCAAGAAAGCCUGUGGAAGGAGGAGCCUCCGCAGCCGCAGCCCAGCACAACGGCACCACCACCUCCGGCCUUGGCCUCGGCGGCUUCUCCUCCGGCCACGGCGUCCUCCUCGCCGCUCACGGCGCCUCCACGCGCGCCACCUGAGCGCUCCUCGUUUGUCAUGGCGCGCGGAGGGUAAAAAUCGUGUAGUGUACCGGAGUCUGCAUUCUGCAGGGAUCUUGUCGCGUGGUGUGGUGUAACCUUUUUAAUCUCUUGGCAACUUUUCAAAACUAAUCUGCCGAGUCUGAUGGCAUGCUCGUCGCUGUGCGUGCGCCUGUGACACACAUGUGUGGCAGGCCAUUAGGGGCAGAAGUGUUUUUCUUUUA
Molecule: messenger RNA, 1237 nt
Organism: Brachypodium distachyon (stiff brome)
Lineage: Eukaryota; Viridiplantae; Streptophyta; Magnoliopsida; Poales; Poaceae
Product: growth-regulating factor 10
Exons: 3
Coding region: 372-1016 (214 amino acids)
Biological process (GO): DNA-templated transcription; regulation of DNA-templated transcription; developmental process
Cellular component (GO): nucleus
Molecular function (GO): ATP binding
Source: RefSeq, a predicted model, not a curated record